GCGGCGGGGGAAGAUGGCGGCGGCCGGCGGCGGCUCCUCCCGCUCCCCGGAGCGGCGGCUCGACCCGCUGUCCCGCUUCACCUGCCCCGUCUGCCUGGAGGUGUACGAGAGCCCGGUGCGCGUCCCCUGCGGACACGUCUUUUGCACCCCAUGCCUGCAGGAGUGUCUCAAGCCUAAAAAGCCAGUGUGCGGGGUCUGCCGCCGCACCUUGUCACCGGGCACCAGAGCUCUGGACUUGGAAAAGCAAAUCGAAAUGACAGAAACCACUUGCAAUGGCUGCAAUAAAAAAAUGUACCUCUCAAAGAUGCGCAGCCACGCAGCUUCCUGUUCCAAGUACCAGAAUUAUAUCAUGGAAGGUGUAAAAGCUGUAACUAAAGAACCACUUCACAACAGCAGGAACUUCCCAAAUCGUUUUACCUUUCCGUGUCCGUAUUGCAGCGAGAAAAACUUUGAUCAAGAAGGACUAGUUGAACACUGCAAAACAUUGCACAGCAUGGAUGCAAAACAAGUGGUUUGCCCAAUUUGUGCCUCAAUGCCAUGGGGAGAUCCAAAUUACAGGAGUGCCAACUUCAUGGAGCACCUUCAAAGGCGACAUCGCUUUUCGUAUGACACUUUUGUGGAUUAUGAUGCUGAUGAAGAUGAUAUGAUGGCACAGGUUUUGAUUCGUUCUUUGCGGGAUAAAUGAGCCAACUAGAAGAUUAACUGUAAAACCAAGCUUCCAUGAGGGGGGAACGCCCAGCAUCCUUGCACUUCUCCCUGUACGUCCCAAGAUGAGCUCAGGCAUCCAGAAAUAUGGAAGACUUUUUAAUCCCUAUCUCAGUUUCAAAUCCUGGUUUGAUAUUUCUGUACCACUCAGUCUUUUGUUAAUGUGCUCUGUGCCACUCAACCCUGUCAGCCUAAUUUUUUUGCUAGACACAACUUAAUUGUAGGUGAGCAUGGAGGAGACAAAUCUGUUUCCCUUUACCUAGGCCUGUUUCUUGGUUUCCUUUGCAACUGGGUUAAUCUGGCAGAUUAAAACCCAAAAUAUUCCAAAUGGAGUGGCCUAAACUAGUUAGUAUCUCUUCCCCAUUUCAUUUACAUAUCUUCAAUGAUAGUAGGGGGUGUAUUUGUAGCUCUGUUUUCCUUUAGUGAGACCUCUAGGUGCUAACUGUAAUUGUCAGACCAGCUCUCAUUUAAAGUGACCUAUGAUGUCUGUGAUUUCAUCAUGUUUCCCAGUGGUUAAAUUCUUAAAUGCAGCCUCUCAACUAUAUGGAAAAAGUCUCCAGUGUGAGUCUUCAAACUACAACUUUCUUAGCAAGUCUUUGCACCUGUGUAAGCAACUAGUUCAAAAUAUUUUACUUCUAUGCAUGAUUAUUACUUUCUUUCAUAAUUUCUACCCAGGAAAAUAAACUUCAGUGUUGGUCUUAGUUAAAAUGCACCAUUUUUUAACUAUCUUAGCAAAUAUUUGCAGGCUUUAUGAUUAAAUAGGUGUUUUUGAAACUUGUUUGCGAGUGAUUUUAAGCCUUAUGCUGAUAGGGGAUUUCAGGUUUUUGUUUUUUUUUUUCCAAUACCUCUGCUUUCUAUUUAAACUACAAUUUUUGUAUAUAUUCCUUGAUUUUCCAACUCUCAAGGCAAGCUGGUAGCAAAACUUACUAAUAAUUCAUAGCAGCUGCAUAGCACUACCUUUCUGCAUUACAGAUUUUGAACUCCUGUCCUUCAUUUAAAUGUUGCUAAGUGAAGCUGUACUUAGGUUGUUUUCCAUAUAAUAGAGUGUGUAUAGUAUGCAGGUAUAGCUUUCAAGCAAAGAGUAAAAUGUAACCCAGAAAGCAGGAUGGCAAUUCCAGUAGGUGGUGAAUGGAUACUCUAUAUUCAAGUCUACACUUUCACUAGAGAGAUUCCUUUUUAGUUCAACAUUUUCAUUAACUUCACAGUCAAGAUGUUGAGAUCUAAGACACCUGACCACAACUUGUAAAUUAUGUUAGUGUUGAUGUCAGGUCUAAUUUAAGCAUGUUUAGUUGGAGCAGUGGACCUGCACCACCACAUAAUUGAGUGCUAAUUAAUAUAUUUGGUCAGUAAAUUUAGUAUUAUUGCACUCUGCAGAGUGCAGCAUAGCCUUACCCUUACAACCCCUUCUAAAACCUCUUCAUUAAACAUUGUGUCCAGCCAGACCUCUAACACAUUUAAGUUCAACUUGGCUUUAGUAUGUUCUCCCCAGCCUGAUGUGGGCUCUUAGAGGCUCAUCCUGAAGGCUCUGCUUAGUGACUGGGAGCCUUGAGAGGGGAAAAGAAAUCUCAUGGUACUGUGGAAAAAAAGUACUGGUUUUAGGGUCGGUUAUUUUAAUGCUUGAUGUGCAAAGAGAUUCCAAUGUAUCAGUGGUUGGACAAGAACUGCUGGGUUCUGGCCUAGAACGUGGUUUGGUGAUGCCUGCUGACCAGAAUCUAGAUUUCUGCUACUAUUCUAAGUGCACUUCCAUGCAGUUCCCACAAAAUGUUUAAGGAGCAGUUAGAAGCUUCCAAGCAACUACUUUGUCAUGUUUUUGACUUUUGAAGACAAGUUAUAAAUUAAAUGACCUCUAUUUGUAAAAUCCUA
Messenger RNA from Apus apus (common swift), 2568 nucleotides. It is a transcript of the gene RNF114, whose product is annotated as ring finger protein 114. Lineage: Eukaryota; Metazoa; Chordata; Aves; Apodiformes; Apodidae. Gene Ontology annotation, molecular function: ubiquitin protein ligase activity. Bases 14 to 685 code for a protein of 223 amino acids. The transcript is spliced from 6 exons. The record is from RefSeq and is a predicted model, not a curated record. Gene Ontology annotation, biological process: ubiquitin-dependent protein catabolic process; protein polyubiquitination.